CACGUCACACCGCAGCAGGCACCGAGAAACUAUCUACUUGAGAGUUGAAAUCUCAGAUCUAAAAUACAAGAGCACUCCAGGAAGGCAACAUUCAACAGAUAGAGCAAAGCAAGCAGAAUAUGGCUUCUCUGAACAACGAAGCAGCAGCCAGUUCUUCGUCUUCUUCCCUCCCACUUUGUUCUACUGAUCACCAAAAUCAUUACACAUACGAGGUUUUCCUGAGUUUUCGAGGUGAGGAUACACGCUUUAAUUUUACAGAUCAUUUGUAUACUGCUCUGUGUCAGAGGGGAAUUGAGACCUUCAGAGAUGAUAAGCUUAGCAGAGGAGAAGACAUAUCACAAGAGCUCCUCAAAGCAAUUGACGAGUCCAGAGUUUCAAUCGUCGUCUUCUCUCAAAAUUAUGCUUCCUCAAGGUGGUGCUUAGAUGAACUGGUCAAGAUACUUGACUGCAGAAAAUCCAAAGGCCAGAAGUUUAGAGCUGUUUUCUACAAGGUGGCUCCUUCAGAUGUACGACACCAAACAGGUGCUUUCGGUGACGCAUUUGCUAAAAUUGAUCAAUGCGAAUACAAGGAUAGCAUCGGCAAAUGGAGGAAGGCUCUUGAGGAAGCAGCAGUUUUGUCUGGAUGGACUUUUGAGGAGGGCCGGUACGAGACUGAAUUUAUCAACGACAUUGUUGGGGAGUUGUCCACCCAAGUAGUAAACCCUUCAAGUGAGUGGCACGUUGCUGAACAUCCAAUUGGAUUAGAAUCUUGUAUACAAGAUAUCAACAGUCUUUUAAAAGCCGAGGAAAAUAUUUUUCGCAUGGUGGGCAUAUGGGGGACUGGUGGAAUAGGAAAGACCACAAUUGCGAAAGCUGUGUUUAAUUCAAUUUGCUAUAAGUUUGAAACUAGUUGUUUCUUGGCAGAUGUUAGAUCUAAUUCAAAUGACCUAGCCCAACUGCAAGAGAGACUUUUGCAUGAUGUUUUAAGGGACUCAAAUUUGAAGGUGAGCAGUGUUGAUCAGGGAGUCAGUUUUAUAAAGGAAAGAAUGCAAAAUAAAAAAGUUCUCUUGAUCCUUGAUGACGUGAGUCAUUCUAGCCAAUUAAAGAACUUAGUUCCAUCCCCUGAUUGUUUUGGCCCGGGCAGUAGAAUUCUCAUAACAACAAGAGAUAAACGUUGGCUAAUUGCUCAUGAAGUUAAUGAAGUAUAUGAGGUCAAGAUGUUAGAUGAUCGUCAUGCUUUGGAGUUGUUUAGCUUGCAUGCAUUCAAAAGAAAUGAACCUCCAAGCGAUUAUCUGAAACUUGCACAACAUGUUAUACGCUAUGCCCAAGGCCUUCCAUUAGCUGUGAUAGUCUUAGGCUCUCAUCUAUUUCGUAGAAGCACAGAGGAGUGGGAAGCUACAAUAGGUAGUUGUAAAGGAGGUCCUCAAGCAGAUAUACAGAAAGUUCUCCAACUAAGUUAUGAUGCUCUAGGACGAGAUUUAAAAGAACUAUUUCUUGAUAUUGCUUGCUUCUUUAAAGGUAAGCGUGCAGCCCAUGUGAAACCAAUACUAGAAGCUUGCUACGACCACAAAACAAUAGUGAUUGGUAUUACACAACUGCAAGAACAAGCCUUGAUAAGAAUUGACAAAGAUGAUCAGAUUUGGAUGCAUGACUUGAUAGAAGAAAUGGGUAAAGACAUAGUGUAUCAGGAGUCACCUGAUGAACCCGGGAAACGCAGCAGAGUGUGGAGUGAAGAAGAUGUAGACUACAUUCUAACAAAUAAUACAGGUACAAAUAAAGUUAUAGGCAUUCAGGUCCCGUGGCAAUCAUCUACAAUAUCUUUGAAUGCUAAAAGCUUUUCAAAGAUGAAGAAUCUUAGAUAUAUUUCUAUGAGAAGAAUAUUAUUUUCUGGAGAUAUUGAUUAUCUCUCCAACCAGUUGAGGUGGCUCGAAUGGCAAGCAUGUCCAUUGCAAUGUUUUCCAUCCGAUUUUCAAGCAAACAAACUUGUGGAGCUCAACAUUACUAGCCGCAAAAUCAGACAGCCAUGGGAGGGACGUAAGAAUUUUUCAAGGCUAACAUGUAUGAAUUUAAGUCAUUGUACAUCCCUAAAGAAACUCCCAGACUUGAGUGGAAUCCCUAACUUGAAAGAGUUGAAUUUAAGUGGCUGUCCAUUCCUAAAGGAACUCCCAGACUUGAGUGGAAUCCCUAACUUGAAAGAGUUGAAUUUAAGUGGUUGUACAUCCCUAAAGAAACUCCCAGACUUGAGUGGAAUCCCUAACUUGAAAGAGUUGAAUUUAAGUGGCUGUGAAUCCCUAAAGGAACUCCCAGACUUGAGUGAAAUCCCUAACUUGAAAGAGUUGAAUUUAAGUGGCUGUGAAUCCCUAAAGGAACUCCCAGACUUGAGUGGAAUCCCUAACUUGAAAGGGUUGAAUUUAAGUGGCUGUGUAUCCCUAAAGGAACUCCCAGACUUCUGUGGAAUCCCUAACUUGAAAGAGUUGGAACUAUAUAAAUGUAUCGGUUUAGUUGAGGUUCCUGAUUCAAUUCGAUUCCUUCAUAAGCUUGUUACCUUGAAUAUUGGCGGUUGCUCUAACCUUAUUGUGUUUCCAAGAAAAAUCAACUUGAAAUAUGUAGAAACAAUCUCUAUUAGCUAUUGCAAGCUUGAAGAAUUUUCAGAAAUUGGGGAAGAGAUGGGUUUCUUGAGAAAAUUGGAUCUAAGAGGCACUUGCAUUAAAGAAUUGCAUCCGUCCAUUACAAGGCUUAUUAGGCUGGAAAAGUUGGACCUAACGGACAGUCAAAAUCUUACAAUCCUGCCGUAUAAUAUUUAUGAGUUGCACAAUCUAAAGACUCUUUAUGCGAGUGGAUGCUCAAAACUGGCUACAUUUCCAAAAAUUCCAGUAAAAAUGGAUUCCUUGAGACGACUCUCUCUUAAAGGCAGUGACAUAAGAGAAUUGGAUGAGUCAAUUGAAAAUCUCAUUGGGCUUGAACAUUUGGAUCUUACUGAUUGCAAAAAUCUCAUAACUCUACCGUGCAGCAUUUAUGGGUUGCAAAGUCUGAAGGAGCUUCAUCUUAAUCGAUGCUCAAAACUUGUCAGAUUUCCAACUAAUACCAAAAUUUUGAAUGUCGAUGGUUGCUCACUAUCACUUCCCAAUCUACAGGUGCUCGUUAUCGCAGGAUGCAGUUUAUUAUCAGAUUGUGAUUUCCUGACGACUCUUGAUUGCUGGGAAACAUUAUGGUGGCUUAAUCUGUCAAGAAACAAUUUUGUUAGUCUUCCUGCUUGCCUCACCAAAUUUGUCAAGUUGCAGAUGCUUACCUUGGGGGGUUGCAAGAGACUCCGAGGAAUUCCGGAGCUUCCACCAAACGUAGAAAUAAGAGGUUGUGAAUUACUGGAGGAGAGAUUCUCGACAUUGACAAAUCGUGGAGCUGUGAUAGAGGCGGCGUCGCCGUCAAUUGAAGAGCCAACUCCGUCGUCAUGGCUUUCUUUGUCGUCAUGGACAAGUUGUUUCAGCUUUCUCUCUCUACGGAACCGACACCAAUGAAUUCUCCGAAACGACAACACCUUGCCGCCGGGGGGCAAGCAUCGAUGGUCCCCAUGUUCCCUCACCUGCACAGCGCCCAUCACUCAACAGCUUCAACACCAAGCAGAGGAACCAACUGACUUGUUAAGGAUUUCUCUGAACUCUUCAGAACCAACAAAACCUCGUGGCCCAGUUAAAGGUGAUCAAGACCAGCGGCUCUCUCUGAACUCUGAACCAUCCACUUCAGAGUUUAGACAAUAACAUCAUUUAAUUGAGACACAGAGGUUUGGGGUAUGAGGCUGUCUUCAUCUGCUAUUUACCCAUCAAUCUACUCUGUGAAUCUUUAAGAAUGCAGUGAUGCUAGCACAUGAUAUGAGAAAAUGCAGAAGCAUAUGAUCAUGGAGAUUCUUUGAAGCCAACUAAUGGCUGUCAGUAACUAAAACUUACCUGUGUACUGUCUACAAACUCCAAUUUUCCGUAAUAUAAUAGUUAGCAUAAUAUAAUGGCUAGUAGUAGCAUGAUGCUUUGGAUCUGGUAGGAGCCUGAGAUUGGCUACGUGAAAUGAUGGUAUCAAAAUUGUUUAUUGUCGUCCUUAGUUGAUUCCAUUGUUGUAGGAGAAUAUUGGUGGUUAUCAGCUAGCUAGGACAUGCAAAUUAUGGUAGUUCAUAGAACUUGGUUGAUAUGAUCCAUUAGUAACAUUUGUAUUCUGGUCAUUUCCUUUACUUGUUACUAUGUUGCUAGGUGAUUGAUAUCAUGCAAUUUGUUUGUUUUUUCAAUUUGCAGUGGGGACUAUAGAUUUUGCACUUGGAGAGGUUACAAACUCUGGCCAAGUUAGCUACAUGGUAAUUGCUGAUCUAGCUCAAUUUGAGAUGACCGCAAAUAAACUAGAAAGCAAAGAAGUUCUAGCCUGGCUUUGGCUAUGAAUCUUGCUUCAAGGCGAUGCGGCAGGUGUGUGCUAAGGAUGGAAUUGAUACUGUGAGAGUGGUAUGCCAAUUCGAAUGCCUGAUCGAGCAAUAAGCUACCGAAAGGCAGGCAUUUGAUUGGGGAUAGCGUGGUUUACGAUGUGGGUGUUUGGUUGCCCGGGAAGUUCAGCCGCAGCUAGAAGUUACCCCCAUAACCAAGUGUGAUUUGGAUCCUCAGCUGGUGUUGGGCAGCCAAAUUGCGGUGAAUAAGUCAUAUGUAUGCUAUGGAUUGAAGCAGGGGAAUAUUCGGGUGUGAGUGUAGAAGGACGACUUUUUGUCUGGAAAAUUUCUGAAGGUCCAGAUGAAGAUGGUACGCCACAAAUCACAGGAAAGAUUGUUAUGGCCAUUCAAAUAGUUGGUUAGGGGGAAGCUGUUCAUCCACGAGUUUGUUGGCACUGUCAUAAACAACAGGUUUUGGUUGUUCGGGUUGGGAAGCGUGUUCUACAAAUUGAUACUACUAAAGUUGCAAAGCGUAAAGUCCCUUCUGCUGAGGAUCCUAUUAAGUUUCCUGUUGAAAAGCUUAUUGAUGGGGUCCAAUUUGUUGGUAAACAUGACGAAGAGGUGACAGAUUUUAUCAAUGUGCCAAUGGAUGACCACCUGGCUGGUUACUGCUUCUAUGGAUGGAACUGUAGGUAUGGUCACCGUUUUGCGGACCUUGUUACAUAUUUCCUUUUAGUGGAAGAAGUAGUGAAACUUAAAGUGCAUUUUCAUCAGGGUUGGUGGCAACACUUUGGCUCCAGCUUGCCCUUCUACAUCUUUAUAGAUUUUUUUUUUCCCUUGGUGAAUUAAAAUAAUCUUUUGGUUACAAAAAAAAAAUAUGUUGGCUAUUUCUGCUUCACUCUAUGCUUCAGGGAAUUUUGUAUGAAUUAGGAUAACUUAUUGUUCUUGUCCUUCAAAGCCCUUUUAUGUGGUACAGCACGAGAACUGGAUAUGGCAGAUGAACUUCUCCUCUAUUUAUGUUGCCUCUCUUCGAUUUCUGUC
Rosa rugosa (rugosa rose) is the source of this 5416-nucleotide messenger RNA. RefSeq names its product disease resistance protein RPV1-like. NCBI's taxonomy places the organism in Eukaryota, Viridiplantae, Streptophyta, Magnoliopsida, Rosales, Rosaceae. Gene Ontology annotation, molecular function: ADP binding; protein binding. Gene Ontology annotation, biological process: signal transduction; defense response. The record is from RefSeq and is a predicted model, not a curated record. Bases 120 to 3494 code for a protein of 1124 amino acids. The transcript has 8 exons.